AUGUCAGAACAGUCAGUAUUCAACGCUGAAGUGAAAGCUGUCGAGGCGUUUCAGAAGCAACCACGUUUCUCACGUACCAUUCGACCUUACUCUGCCGCUGAUGUGGUGUCGAAACGCGGUACCCUGCCAAUCUCUUAUCCGUCCGAUGUGAUGGCCAAGAAGUUGUUCAAAAUCCUUGAAGCCAAGGCGAGAGGAGAAGGAGGAGGAUGUAGUAUCACAUACGGAGCGCUGGAUCCUGUACAAUUGACUCAGAUGGCAAAGCAUCUGGAAACGGUCUACGUAUCCGGUUGGCAAUGUUCUUCCACUGCUUCGAGUUCUCUCGAACCUGGUCCAGAUUUAGCCGAUUACCCGUCAAAUACCGUUCCCAACAAAGUGGCCCAACUGUUCACCGCUCAACUGUUCCAUGAUCGAAAACAACGAUGGACCAGAUCGCAAGCUUUGCAACAAGGCGGAGGAGGUAUAGACAAGCUGGGGAGAUCGAUCGACUACCUACGGCCUAUAGUCGCCGAUGCUGAUACCGGUCAUGGAGGUCUCACCGCGGUGAUGAAACUUACAAAGAUGAUGGUUGAAGCUGGAGCGGCGGGUAUUCAUAUCGAAGAUCAAGCUCCGGGAACGAAGAAGUGUGGACAUAUGGCUGGUAAAGUCCUCGUGCCCAUCUCGGAACACAUCAAUCGUCUGGUCGCCAUGCGUUUCCAAUGCGACAUUAUGGGAACUACCAAUCUCGUCGUAGCACGUACAGACUCCGAAGCCGCUACUCUCAUAACAUCCAACAUUGAUCCCCGUGACCACUCCUUCAUUCUAGGCUCUACCAACCCAUCUCUACCUCCUUUAGUCGACAUCAUGUUGUCCGCUGAAAGCUCUGGCAAAUCCGGCGCGGCACUCCAAAAUGUAGAAAGUGACUGGGUUCGUCAAGCCAAUCUUUCCCUUUGGCCUGAAACACUUGCCAAAGCUCUCCAGAACGAAGGUGUAUCAUCAAAUAAGAUAGAUACGUUCUUGAAAGAAGUAGAGAAGAAACAUUCUUCUCAUUCUGCCGCAUUGGAAUUAGCUCAAAAAUCAUAUGAAUUGAAGAAAAUACCUUAUUGGUCUUGGGAUACUCCUAGGACUAGAGAAGGUUAUUAUAGGUAUCAAGGUGGAACUCAAUGUGCUAUCAAUCGUGCGGUAGCUUUCGCUCCUUAUGCCGAUUUGUUAUGGAUGGAAACGAAGUCUCCAAUCUACGCUCAAGCCAAGGAAUUUGCAGAGGGUGUACAUAAAGAGAAACCUGGACAAUGGUUGGCAUAUAAUUUGAGUCCAAGUUUCAAUUGGGAUGCGGCUGGUUUGGGGGAGAGAGAGAUGAAAGAUUAUGUUUGGGCUUUGGGGAAAUUAGGUUUUGUUUUCCAGUUCAUAACUCUCGCAGGACUUCAUUCCAACGCUUAUAUCAACGACGCAUUCGCAUCAGCCUUUGCAAAAGAAGGUAUGAAAGCAUAUGUCGAAUUGAUUCAAAGAAAAGAACGUGAGAUAGGUUGUGAUGUCCUCACUCAUCAAAAAUGGUCUGGAGCGGAUUACGCAGAUUCUUUAAUGAUGACUGUCACUGGGGGAAUUUCUUCCACCGCCGCUAUGGGAGAAGGAGUGACCGAAGAUCAAUUCGGGGACAAGGGAACGAAACAUAAAAUGUGA
Molecule: messenger RNA, 1653 nt
Organism: Tremella mesenterica DSM 1558
Lineage: Eukaryota; Fungi; Basidiomycota; Tremellomycetes; Tremellales; Tremellaceae
Exons: 7
Coding region: 1-1653 (550 amino acids)
Biological process (GO): carboxylic acid metabolic process
Molecular function (GO): isocitrate lyase activity
Source: RefSeq, a predicted model, not a curated record